AUGAAGGCUGUGAGCAGAGAUAGACAAGGCGUGGCGAGGGGAAAGAAAUGGCCGUCCCGCACACACAAUUACUCCCCCCAACGUUCAAAAUUUCCCUUCUACCUCGAGUUUGAAAUCAAUCCAAACUCUCAACCCUUCUACACAUCUCUCCAAACCAUCACCAAGUCCCUCACACCAGAGCUCACAACAAACCUACCCACCAUCCGCACUCACUCACUCACUCACUCACUCACUCACACCUUCGCCACCUCCACCCCCCGCACCACCAUGCCCCCCCCCCGCCCCUCCAUCCUCUGCCUCCACGGCUCCGGCACCUCCGCCGCCAUCUUCUCCGCCCAAACGCGCCGCCUCCGCUCCGCCCUCCGCCCUUACUUCGACCUCAUCUUCGUCGACGCCCCCAUCCCCUCCCCCCCAGGCCCCGGCGUCCUCCCCUUCUUCAGCGACUCGGGCCCCUACUACAAAUGGUUCUCCCCCACCACCACCACCACCACCACCACCACCACCGUCGAAGCGCGGCAGCGGACCACCUCGGAAAUCGCCGCCGUCACCGCCGCCAUCGAGCGCGGGCUCGCGAAGCAGGGACGCCGGGUGGCGGAGAUGGCGGGCGUGUUGGGGUUUUCGCAGGGGACGGUCGCGGCGGCGCUGCUGUUGUGGUUGGGGCGCGGGGGCGAGGGCGGCUGGGCCGGGUUGCGGUUCGGGGUCAUGCUGUGCGGCGGGUGCAGGGCCGACGUUGUGGGCAUGAUUGGCGACCGGUUGGCCGUCCCGACGGUGCAUCUGCACGGCUUGGCCGAUCCGUUUCUGCACGCCAGUCGCUUGCUGACGGAGUGUUUCCGCCCGGAGUUUCUGACGGUGAUGGAGUUUGAGGGCGGCCAUCAUUGUCCGUCGGGGGAGGGGGAUGUGGAUCGUUUGGCCGGGUUGGUCGUGGAGGUGGGUGGGGGGGGGGGGAGGAGGGGGAGGGGGGGCGGGGGGGUGACGGCGGCUUUUGGUGUGGUUUGA
Letharia columbiana is the source of this 996-nucleotide messenger RNA. RefSeq lists its product as uncharacterized. Gene Ontology annotation, cellular component: cytoplasm; nucleus. The transcript has a single exon. Lineage: Eukaryota; Fungi; Ascomycota; Lecanoromycetes; Lecanorales; Parmeliaceae. Gene Ontology annotation, biological process: secondary metabolite biosynthetic process. The record is from RefSeq and is a predicted model, not a curated record. Bases 1 to 996 code for a protein of 331 amino acids.